CAAAAAUCCGAUGUUUUGUCUGCCGCUUGGAACAAAUGACCGCUACCGUCAGGUUGUUCCACCAAAGUCCAAGACGCCCAAAAUGACAAUGCCCGACAACGACGACAACGACGCGAUUCUCCGGGACGUCUUUUAUGCGUAUGCGAACGCGCCUGGCGGCCGCAUGACCAACGCGGGCUUCCGCCGAAUGGCGCACGAUGCUCCAAACCUCCUCACGCCGUGGUUCACGACCGUCGACGUCGAUCUCGUCUACGCCCAAGCCAGCGGGCCGCUGCGAUCGCAUUUGGACGUGCUCAGUUUCGUCGAAGCUCUCGUGCUCUUAGCGUGGCGCAAGUUUCCCGAGGAGACGCAGCAGGAGGCGCUGCGACGACUCUUGCAUGAAGCCAUUUUCUUGCUGACAUCGGCGCCCAAGAGCGCACAUGCCCGCGCGGCAACGUUUGCCUCUCGGCGACUUGCGCUCUCCGCCAACUACGAGGUCGCAUCACAUCUUUCGACCAACCAAGACGACGUCGAUGCGUUCGAGUCGUGCCCGACACUGCCCUGUCUGCACUCGAUCGAUGAAGCACCAAGAGAGCUCGCGCACGAUGACUCGUGGGUCGUUCGCGAACGAAAGGAGUGGGGUCACCACGUGGCUGCUCGGCUCAUCGGGCGACUGGCGACCCGCCACGCGCGAGAUGCUCGCCUUGCCGACGAGCGAGAGGCCUUCCAACACUGGCAUCGGACAACGCAGCUCGACGUCUCUCGAUCGAAUAUGCUGCGACGGCUGUUUACGCGGCGACAGUACACCCAUGGCCGGUUGUUGUCGGCUCUAUCAGCAUGGAAGAAGGUCGUGGCACACGAGCAAGCUCGACAACGCAGUCGAAUACGGCGGUUGGCGGCGCUUCGGCGAAUGGAAUACCGUCGUCUGCGGCGUCUCUGGACGCGAUGGAGAGCGGCUCAUGCCGAGCAGCGGCACCUUUGGCGCGUUCUCACAUGUCUGGGACACCGAAUGCACCGGGCGUGGAAGGCUGAGAGCUUUCAUCUGUGGCACCAAAUGGCCCUGCACCAUCGCGCUCAACUUGUCUGUCGCCGUGCGGCCCGCCUCGCCUUUGACCUGAUGCAUCGGCGCAUACGAUAUCUGCGCUGCGGCUGGAGGCGGUGGCAAGACGCUGUGCGACGCCAUGUGCUCUUGGCCUCGAUCGUUCAUACAACCCACCGCCGCCGACGCCACGCGGCUUGUCACAUUCUAUACCGCUUCUGGCUCGACAAGGCGUAUUGCCAGCACCGCCUUCAGUGUGCGGACUCUGCGCUGCGAGCGUCGAAACAGCGUCUUGGGCUGCGGCUUUGGCAUUUGCGCGCCCGUCAGUGCACCGACAUCCUCGCGUGGCACCACGCACGACAGACGCACGCGCAAGAACACGUAUGGCGCACAUGGCUGGACAUUCUGCGAAAGAAAGAAGCUCGCCGCGAACAACGUCGACGCGCACACGACGUCGACACCCGUCGCCUCUACAAGAUUGCAUUUCACCACUGGCGCCUCGCUCUGCGAAAACAAAGCCAAAUGCGAAUGCAGCGUCUGCAAUGGCAGCUCGCCUUGUCGAGCGUAGGCGCGCACAUCAAGCGAGCGCGGCGCCAGGAGACGACCCAAGCCUUCUGCAAGUGGCGCAACGAUACAAACGCGAUGAAGUAUCAAAAACGCCACACACGCAGCGAGAAGCUGCGAUCGAUCUUCGCGCGAGCCUACGACCAAAGCGUUCGACCUCAAUUGAGCGCGGCGUUCCAACUCUGGUGCUUGGCCCACGCGUCGCAGUCGUCGCGGGUGGUCCGCGCCUGGCGAUCGUCAAGGCAACGCACUGCGCUUCAACAUCUUUCGCGAUGGUUAGCAAGACGGCAAGAGAGAGUGGUCCGCCGCCGAUGGAGCGUAUGGCGGCUGCACCAGCCGCAGUGGGCGACGCGUGCACUCGCUCGAUGCCUACGGACACAUCGACGACGGUUUGUGCAGAUGGCAUGGACGUGUUGGCGGCGGCGUCUUUACCAGCAGCGCCAUCUCGACGCCAUCGAGGACCGUCGAUCGCUUGCACUGCGUCGAUCCGUGUGGACGCGUUGGACAAGUGCCGUCGACAUUGGCCAGAAGCAGCGACAGCUCGACGCCAUAUCGGUUCUGCAUCGAGCGCAGCAACUGCGCCAUUGCUUGCUCAUUCGUGUCAAACAAAUGCGAACGAUGAGAUUUCGUCACUGGCGCAAUACUGUGCUAGCAAACGAGCUCACACAACUUCGAGCAAAAGUGCGAGUUCUGCGAUUGCGCCGCUACAGCGGAAUAUGGACCAAGUAUCGCCAAGCGCAAGGCUUCCGGACGUGGAGGGUGUUUGCGUGCGCACAGCGCGAGCACUUGGUCGGCGUCGCACACCGCAUUGCUGCUUUGGCGCUCUGGCACACACUUGUCGCCCGUCGUGCCACGUAUCGGAAAGUGCAAUUCGGUUUCAUGACGUGGCGCCGUCACAGCGACGCGUGGCAUCGCGCCACUUUAGCGUCUUUGCACAAUCAGUUGAGUGCCAACCGGCGACUACGUCUGACAAAUGCGUGGCAGCAGUGGACGUCAAUGCGGCUUCGGCAAAGCCUCUUCAAGACCACACGCGCCCGGGCGAUAGCCGGACUGAGUGCCGUGCUCCGAGCCAGAGCCAGACAAAUGACGCAGUUUGCGUGGCAUCAGUGGAACAACGAGACACGCUACCGCACUUGCUUGCAUCGGAUCGUCGCGCGGCGACGGCGGAGCGUCCAACGCCACGUGCUUUUGCAUUGGCGCGUCCGAAGUCGCUUUGUCGUGCCGCUGUACCGUGCAACCGCCCGCCGCGUUCUUCUUGGUAUGAACCGAUGGCAAAUGCGACGCGCAUGGCGGCACUGGCAAGGGUCCUUGCCUCACGUCUGGAAAGUGCGCUGCGACCUUGCGACCGGUCGAAACUACUAUGAAAAUGGAUGGACGGGCCUUGUGCAGUGGCAGUCCCCCUACCCUGCGCCGCCAGUGGACCCUGCGUAUAUGAACGGCUGCACGCUGCUACUGCGCUGGGCGUCUCGACAGCCGCGACGGCGACAGCUCCGUGCUUGGCUUCACUGGCGUACUGUUGUUGCAAACAUCAACCAGCGCGUCUUUCUUCGGACGUUUUACCACUGGCGCACGACGACUGUGAUGAAGCGUGCCCUGGUCGAAAUGGAGCAGCACGUACAACAGAGCCGCCACCGCGUCAUUGCGGUAUCGGCCUCAUUCUGCACGCAGCUUCGCACGUGGUACGCGUGGAAACAACAGAGACGUUGCAACGAGGCGGCGCACCAGCGUCUGCGCCGUUCAGUCGCCAGCACAAACACCCGCAUCCUCAUCCGCGCGCUGCUGACGUGGAAGGCAGCCUUGCGUUUGGCGCGCACCGAGGGGUCGCAGCGCGUGUCUAGCUAUCGGCACCGUCUCUUGUCCGUCGCUGCCGCGCGCAUGGCAUCGUGGGCGCAAGUGCAGCUAGCACGCCGAUGGUGGCAGUGGCAAGCGCACACGCAGCAUCUUCGAGAGCUUGAAACCCGCCUCGUACUGCGCCACAAAGGCGCCAUGAUGCGAUCAAGUCUGCGGGCGUGGCGGCAGCAUGCGGUUGCGUGCCGCCAGCGUACAGUUUUUCUUCAGUCCCGUCAGACCAACCACGUCGACCGCACCUUUCGGGACUGGAGGCUCCGGCAUCGUGCUCGGCUUCUAGCGCGCACUGGUAGCGCAGCCCUUGUGACGACGUUGUCACGAUGUGUUGUUCGUACCGCAUGGCGUCAGUGGCGCACCCGAGUUGGCCAGUGUCAUGUCCUUUCCAAGCUCCUCGUGCAUCACGCUCGACGUCGGCUACGAAAUGGAUACUGGCACUGGCGCGUGUUCAGUACCGUCGCGAAGAGCCACGCGACGCGGGAUCUUAGUCGUGUUUGGCAGCAGUGGAAGCGCCGGCAUGAACGUACAGGUCGUGUUCGGUGGCACUGGCGUCUCGCCGCGGCUAUGCUUGCGCGCUACCUCCUUCGCAUGCGCUGGUUCACGUGGCGUCGCGCCACGCAGCUGCGUAGAGCGUGUAGCAAGUUAUGGCGGCACCGAAGCCGUCAGCAACAAGGGCUCGCGUUGCGGUUCUGGCAGCAGCGUCAAAUCAUCUUACAAACCUUGCAUGAAGUCUUGCGGCGUGGAGUGCACCGCGUCGCGUCGGCUCGGUUGCGCCGUGGUCUCGCAAUGUGGGCGCUAUGGGUCGUCCAUGCACGGGGCACACAGCUCAUGCAGCACCACCUUCGCGGGUUUGCCAAAGCCCAGCAGCACGCCCACCGCGUCCUACGGCAGCAUGAGCGCCGCUUCCAGUACGCCAAACUUGCUCUGGGGCUUCAGCACCUCGCGACGCAUCAUCGACGACUGACGGAAGCGGCGAUGCGCUGGUGGCAGCAGUGGCACGUCGCAUGCGCCAUUCGGCUCCACGAUCUCCGUCGCCGCCAACUCUCUCGCUUUCUCCAGCGCUCGUGGCGGUGCUGGCAGCAACUCGUCACCAGCGCUGUCGAGUGCCACCGUCGCCUCGCGUGGCACCUGGCCGACCGUGCCUUUCAACAGCAGCGGCAGCGCUUUGCGCGUUGGCGGCACUGGGCGUCGACGCGCCGACGCCGUCAAAAUGCGUUCUUUGCACGCCAUCGUACGACGAUACUACGUACCGGUUUUGUCUCGUGGCGAACGUGGCUUCGUCGAUGCCUCUACGACGUCCUCACGCUGCGUACUACCUUUGCUCUGUGGCAGCGGUGGAUGCUGACACGUCACUACAGAGCUUUGCAAAAUCAGAAUACCACCUACUUUGUCAAGCACCGGGCGCUCCAAACGUGGCGACGGCAAGUGCAACGGCAGUUGCAGCGUCGGCGCAUCGGCAUCUGCCGCCUGUCUCACUUUGCACUUCGGUUUCUGCUUCGUGCGUGGCAAAUCGCCUGCCGCCGGCGCCGACCGAGUCGUCUCCAGCGCCCGCGGCGUCUUCUAUCGCAUCCCGUCUACAUCGCAUUUGCAUCGUCGCGCGCACGGCCCCGUGCGAGCCGCAAGCUCCUCGCGCUGUUGACGCUCCGCGCCCGACGCUCGCUCGUUACCAGUUGGGCGCGCUGGCAGCGACACGCGCUGCACGCUCAGCUCUGGGAUGCAGUGACACAUCGAGACGCGACGUCGACAGCCUACUGGCUUUUGGCUGCGUUUGCUCGAUGGCGUCGCUUUCUCCUCUACCGACGUCAGCAACGGCACGACCGAUGCAACCGUGUCUUCCGACCCUGGGUGCGACUCGUCCGCGAGAGGCGACUGCGACACCGCCUCGUGACGUGGCACACACGGCGCAACGCGAUCAACGCGUCGGCGUCGUGGGUCACGUUGGUGUUCCACCUCUGGCGUCACUCGGCCAAUGUCCACAGAGUCGCGCGGCACCGCGUCCGUAUCCAACGAGCGAUUGCGUCGGCGAGCGUCAACCUCGGCGCUCGCAAGCUCGUGUGGUGUAUCGCCAAGCGAGAAGUCCGUCACAUUGUCUCUCGGUUCGCGCACUGGACGUUCGCCACGAGUUAUCGGCACCACCUGCAUCCGCCACGACUGCACAGCAGCGCGCCGCUGGCUCAGCGUCUGGCGUUGAUUCGACACAUGCUGCGCUGCGGCAAGGUCGCACUCUGCGAUGCGUACGAGCGUCUCGUGACCUUCGAGGCCGCCAACAACGACACAAUUGUAGUCAAUUCCCACAUGUACUAAGUGAAGGGCGUCAUGCUUCUUUACGCCGUUUCUAGUCGUGUGAAUGUGAGUGCGACUGCCAGGAG
Molecule: messenger RNA, 5796 nt
Organism: Saprolegnia diclina VS20
Lineage: Eukaryota; Oomycota; Saprolegniomycetes; Saprolegniales; Saprolegniaceae
Exons: 10
Coding region: 11-5731 (1906 amino acids)
Molecular function (GO): protein binding
Source: RefSeq, a predicted model, not a curated record